This is a messenger RNA of Pichia membranifaciens NRRL Y-2026, 2094 nucleotides long. RefSeq lists its product as hypothetical. Gene Ontology annotation, molecular function: protein binding. Gene Ontology annotation, cellular component: cytoplasm. The record is from RefSeq and is a predicted model, not a curated record. The transcript has a single exon. Lineage: Eukaryota; Fungi; Ascomycota; Pichiomycetes; Pichiales; Pichiaceae. Bases 1 to 2094 code for a protein of 697 amino acids.
AUGUCGUCCGUUUCCAUACCUUCUUACGCCUCAUCCCGCAAGCGAUCCUCUUCGAAGACACAACAAAACUUCCAUCCAAUGAAUUCAACCUCGAUAUCAGAGUUAACUUCACUUUCAUCCCUAGAAGACAACAAUCACAAUGGUUUGAGCAAUGGGAAGGGAAGCCAUGUCGGUAAUGGUGACAUUCAAGAAUCGCAAAUAUCGUUGAACUUGAACUCAAACCUAAGCCCUCAGUUGUCAAACCCAUCCUCUAUCUCUUCAUCAAGUGAUGUCUCGAGUUUCCCAUCCUCAACCGCUUCGGAAUCGCAACGAUCCUCCAAGCCUCCUAAGCCUCUUUCUUUGAUAACAGAUAUCAAUCAAAAAGAUCAUAGUAAUGUAGUCACCCCAAUCGUGACACAGAAGCUAAUACCGGCAAACCAACAGCCGCCCAAAUCCAUCCUAUCGAGAAAACCACUACCUACAGACAAUACGUCGCUGUCAAAGCCAAAAAUCAUCACAAACAACAAUAAUAAUAUCACAAGCAGCAGCAGUAGUGCCUCAAAGUCAAGCAGCAGCAGCUCACCAGUCCCCAACCUAAAGAAGUUUGUUCACGUUGUCCGGUUAAUUUCUCCAGAACAGCCUGAUGAAUACCUCAAAGUGUUGAAUAUACCUAUAUACCCAGACACUUUGAAGAUUGGACGGCAGAAUACUCCUAAGACCAGUAACAAGAUCACUGAUGGGUAUUUUGAUUCUAGGGUUUUGAGUAGAAAUCAUGCUGAAUUGUUCAUAAAAGACAAUCAGCUAUAUAUCAGAGAUUUAAAAUCCUCAAACGGCACAUUCAUCAACGAUUCAAAACUGGAACCAUACAAGGACUACAAGCUGUCAAUUAACGAUAAAAUUGACCUAGGUACUACUUUGGAAAGUCAAAUGGCACAUAAAAAGAUCACGUGCAUAAUUAAAGAGUUUGAUUAUAUUAGUUUGAAAAAAUUCGAUAAUAUGGUUGAGGAAAUAAAUAACAAGGAUGACUUGAUUACCAAAAAGAUGGAGUUGUUCAAUAAUACGUUUGAUGCUCUAUUGUUUGGUGAAAUAGUUGACGAUAUUGUCUUAGGUAUUGAUGACUCAAACUCGUGCGAUUUGAAUUUGAACGAUGACUUGUUAGAUCUGAUCAUAUCUGAUAAAAGCAGAAGUCAUACUGACAGUAAAGCAGACACUAAGACAAAACUGAAGUCUUCUUCCAAGCAGUCGAAGUUGGAUACUAAAUUUGUUCAAGGCUUAGAUCUCAAGCCAUCACAAACACCACAAGAUGUUGUCAAAAAAUUAAUAACCGCGGUUAAUAAUGAAUACAUUCAGCAACAAAGAUUGAAAGAAAUGAACAUGUUUCUGAAAAACUAUAAUAACUCAGUGGCUGGCUCCCACAGCACUUCUGUUUUCAAGCUGUAUGAUAAACUUCUCAAAAACGAAAAAGGCAACACUGAUAAUGUCAAUGGUGAUAGAAUUAGUAAUGACAAUAGGAAUAACACAGGCAAACCUAUGAUCUCCACCCCUCCUUUGUCUCCCACUCAAAAACAACUAAAAUACAGUCGUAUGGAAGAUCAGCUCAAAAAUUCAAUGGCUGAACUUGAUAUAGCACGUCAACAUUUGUCGACUGCAAAGUCCAACGAAUCGAAAAUGAAAAAAUUUGGAAUUGAAAAUGAAAAUUUGAGGAAGCUUCUAGGAUCAUCUGAAAGCCGCAUAAGUGACUUAGAGGAGAAGUUAAAGACAGUCUCUCAAACUAAUGAAGUCAAGGAUUCUCAGCUAGAAAGGCUGCAGGAUGAACUUCAACAGCUCAAGAAAAAACAAGAACAAAAGGAGAAGCAAAUGAAAACAGAAGAUUUGGACUGCAAGGAAGAUGUUGUAUACGAAGAGCCUGAAGUUAGAAGUCGAGACGAUGUCCGACAUACGGUAGAUGAAAGCACCGAUAAAGAAGAGAGUAUAACAAAUAAUGUAAAGCAAUUGCUGCAGGAACUGUCGUCCGGUAUUGUCAGGUAUAGCGGCUGGAUUAUUCUCUCAGUAGCACUUGUCUACUGCACAGGUCCUAUAAGCGUGAAAAGUAUCACGGAGCUUGUUUCUCAUUAG